CCGAGUGGAAGACCCCAUGAAAUGCCCCUGAAACUCCCGACGGCGAUUGUUGUCUUUCAUUCAUUCGCAGCUCGCGGAUCGCGCUGGUGUGCACAUUUUGGACUUUGUCCCGACCGCUCCUUUUAAAACGUGUUCCAGUAAGGCACAAUGAGUGACUCUGGCAAGGACACAGUGGCUACUAAAGAGAAGGAUGGAGCAGAGAAGAGAGGACGUGGAAGACCCCGAAAACACCCACAGGAGGCCAGUGGAUCUCCUACACCGAAGAGACCCAGAGGAAGACCAAAGGGCAGCAAAAACAAGCCGAGCUCCACCGUGUCUCGGGGCAAAAAAGCAGCAGCGGCUUCGGCACCUGCAGGGACUAAACGCAGAGGACGACCCAAGAAAGCAGAGAAGGAGGAGCAGCCAUCCAAGUCCUCUGAGGAGGAAGAAGAGGAGGAAGAGGAACAGUAACUAGCGACUCGUGCUACCUCACAAUCCAACGUUAUUUCUUCCUGUUGACCAGAGCUGGACUGACCCUUUCCCCCCCACCCCGAUUUCUCCCCUCUACCCUCUCUCUCUCUCUCUCUCUGUUCCCUUACACUAGUGCCACCCUCACCCUCCAAUUCACCUUUACGCUCUAGUGCCCCCUCGUGUCAGGGAGGCUCGCACAUUCAUGCGGCUUCUCUGUGUAACACCACUGGAAACAAAAACAACAAAAAAAGGACUCAAAUAUACUGUAUGUCCAUUCAUGGAUGCAUGCACACGUGUAUGCGUGUAUGUAAAUGUCUCGCACUCAAAGGGUAAUUGGGCUAUCAUUAUACUGGACAAAGAUAUGCUCUGACGGCGGCUUGACACAAAGCAAUUUGCAAAAUACUGAAGUUUCGUUUUUUUUUUUUUUUCUCGUCUCGCAAACAGUUUCAGGCCUUGAGGAUUCACGUUUAUUUUUGCAAGUCUAAAUCUGAAAAUACGGUAGGUUGUGUGACAUUCAUGUCGUUGUGUACUGGACAAAGGUGAAUUGACCUACUUGUUUGUUUUUACUUGGGUUGUGUGUGCGUGUGUGUGUGGUAACUCGAUGUCUCUCCAGUUAUACCUUAUUUCAUUUUUUAUUUUUAGCUUCUCUGUGAAUUAUUUCCAAGCUAGAACUAAACCUUGAGCUUAUUUUGAGUGAGCAUAAUCUAGAGGACUUUUAACUUGUAAUCAACAUAUCAUCGAAUGCUUUUUGUCGUGAAUAUUUUUCUCUUUCACAACAGCCGAUUCUCCACCAUCAUGAUUUAUAUACGCGUUAAAAUGAGUCCCCGUUAAAUUCGAUAGCACGCCUCUUUCAGCGCAGUGCUAAUGCAGACGAACGCUUUGCUAGUCUGACUACGAUUCAUGUUUUAUUUGGUUGUGGAGGACAAUGAUUGCUUUUAAUCGUGACCCCGAUUUCACCGCCAUCCUAUAUGGCAUCGUCCUUGAAAUGAAAGCUGCAGAUUUGGGCGGCAGCAGUGCUUUACAUUUUUAUCGGCCCCAAACCCGUUCUUCUCGCAUGUGACUGUAAAUGUGUUAUAUUUUAAUAGUAGUGCAAAUCGAUAGAGCAUUCCAUUUAGCUGACGAAACGUCCCGGCCGCGUCACCACUUCAGUCCACUCGGACAUCUUUGGCUUAAUUUCGCUUUUGUUGUUUUUGACGUGUUAAAUUCCAUGUCAGGGAACGCUGAUCGGUCCAGUGACUGGGUCUCCUCUCAGAACUUUAAUGCUGCUACAAACAUGGUUAACUAAAAACCCGGAAUACUGCAACCCGGUCAGUUCUACUCUGGACUUGACCGUCACUUUCAUACCUCACUUUACAACAGCUUAUGACGGAUUUCUCCUCUGUUAACUUUCCUGACGAUGUUCAACUGGUCUCAGCGCAGCGUUUGCCGAGAUCCUCCUCUAGCGUGGGGUUAUUGUUGCUCCGUUUUCGUUUUAACUGGUUUUGCUUUACAUCGGCGUGUAUCAUCAUCUGGAGACGCCAACAGCGGGAUGCAUUGAGUCAGAGAGAUGCAAAACAUGUUCACAGACUGUGGUAGAGAUCUAGGUUUUAUUUUCUUCUGUACGUAUUUGUUUGGUGCACUGAAUUGACUUAUUUUUGCUUUAUCUUAUCCUGAAUAAAAUGACUUUAGUGUGGCACCUGAAGCCGAGGGUUUGUUUAUUUCUCCCGUCUCCGUAUGAAACUUCUUCAUCCUGCUAGCUGCUUUAGCUCCGAGCCCUUGUUUUGGUAGAUCAUGAUGGUACUAUAUACGGCUGUUCGACGCAGUGGUUUUUAACGUGCCCUUCAAUACCGAUGUCUUGUUUUUAUGUGCCCGUGCACACAACUGGUUUGGGAUCAGUCUUUUCAAUGUAUACACUCUCUGCAUUUUCUAUUGUGGACUGCAGGAAUUUAUAUUCAAAAAUGGUAAUAAAGUUAAGAAUUCGUACAUA
Messenger RNA from Danio aesculapii, 2416 nucleotides. RefSeq names its product high mobility group AT-hook 1a (gene hmga1a). The record is from RefSeq and is a predicted model, not a curated record. The transcript has 5 exons. Gene Ontology annotation, molecular function: transcription coregulator activity; DNA binding. Bases 148 to 450 code for a protein of 100 amino acids. Gene Ontology annotation, cellular component: chromatin; nucleus. NCBI's taxonomy places the organism in Eukaryota, Metazoa, Chordata, Actinopteri, Cypriniformes, Danionidae. Gene Ontology annotation, biological process: regulation of DNA-templated transcription.